AUGGCUAUGAUUAGUAAUGUUUUUAUUGCUGAUGAAAUUGAAAAAGAAUGUAUAGAUACACUUUUACAACAUGGAAUUUCUGUUACUGUUAGAAAAAAUGAAACAAAAGAUCAGUUACUUAAAAUACUUCCUCUUUAUGAUGCUGUAAUUGUUAGAUCUGCAACAAAGAUUACUAGUGAUUUAAUUGAAGCAGGAGUAGAAGGACGAUUAAAAGUUAUAGGACGUGCUGGUACUGGUGUUGAUAAUAUUGAUAUUAAGGCAGCAACAAAAAAUGGUGUCCUGGUAAUGAAUACACCCUCUGGAAAUAGUCAAUCUGCAGCUGAGUUAACCUGUACACUUAUUCUUUCACUUGCAAGAAGAGUUCCCCAAGCUGAUGCCUCAAUGAAAGCAAGAGUAUGGGCAAGAAAAAAUUUUAUGGGUGAAGAGGUUGGUGGUAAAAUUCUUGGAAUUAUAGGAUUAGGAAGAAUUGGUCAAAUGGUUGCAUCACGUAUGCAAGCAUUUGGUAUGAAAGUUGUUGGAUAUGAUCCUUUUAUUUCUAAAGAAAUUGCCAAUCAAAAAGGAAUUGAAUUAUUAUCAUUAGAUGAAAUUUAUCCUAUUUCUGAUUAUAUUACAGUUCAUGUUCCAUUAACAAAAGAGACAGAAAAUUUGAUAAACAAAGAAACAUUAUCCAGAUGUAAAAAAGGAGUAAAAAUAAUAAAUGUUGCAAGAGGAGGAAUUGUUAAUGAAGAAGAUCUUGUUUCAGCAAUUAAUAAUGGUCAUGUUUCAGGUGCAGCUUUUGAUGUAUAUUCUGAAGAACCACCAAAAUAUUAUGAUCUUAUUGAGAAUAAUAAAAUUAUUUCAACUCCACAUCUUGGUGCCUCUACAAUUGAAGCACAAAAUCGUGUAGCUGUUGAAAUUGCUCAAAAUAUUAUUUCAUUAAACGAAGGAAAAGAAAAUUGUGGUGCAUUAAAUGCCAAUGAAGUUUUAUCUAGAAGAUAA
Messenger RNA from Strongyloides ratti, 978 nucleotides. Its product is annotated as D-3-phosphoglycerate dehydrogenase. The transcript has 2 exons. NCBI's taxonomy places the organism in Eukaryota, Metazoa, Nematoda, Chromadorea, Rhabditida, Strongyloididae. Gene Ontology annotation, molecular function: NAD binding; phosphoglycerate dehydrogenase activity. The coding region runs from base 1 to 978 and encodes 325 amino acids. The record is from RefSeq and is a predicted model, not a curated record.